Messenger RNA from Populus euphratica (Euphrates poplar), 2362 nucleotides. RefSeq names its product Mitochondrial substrate carrier family protein. Lineage: Eukaryota; Viridiplantae; Streptophyta; Magnoliopsida; Malpighiales; Salicaceae. The coding region runs from base 317 to 2209 and encodes 630 amino acids. The transcript is spliced from 10 exons. The record is from RefSeq and is a predicted model, not a curated record.
GAAUUUAUGCUUAAAAAUGAUAUCACAAAUUUAAAUAAAAACCCUCGUAAAAACCCCAUGUUCUCCUUCCUUCAAAAAUAUUUUCCAGAAAAUGAUUCAAGAAACAAAUCUCAGAUACUGCUACUUUCUGCUAGAAAAAAAGGUCAAACUCAUCAAGUUACUUCUAGAAGCUGCCAUGUAAAAAAGCUUACUUUUUUGGAAUUGGGACUACAUUUGUUCAAUUUUGCAUUCCAUUGCAGCAGUUAAUGUUGCAUUCAAGAUAGCGAUGUUGUAUUGUCUGCUUUUUCGAGGGAAGUCUUGAAAGAUUUGUAACAAAAUGUAUGGGGGCAAAAGGCCUGGUAGAGGUAAUCAGCCUCCUUCAAUUACUUACAAGAGGAAUCGAAAUGGGGUAAUGCCUUUUGACCUUACUGAUUUUGUCCAUGAUGGACAUUCCCCUUCCAUUUCUGAGAAUAAUAAGCCAAAUGACAUAAAAUCUGGAACUUCGUCGCCAGAAAUAUUCAGCACGACUGAGCUUGUCUCAGCAGUUGGGCAGGUUUGGAAUCUUUUGAAUCCUUGCGCCGUUCCUGAAACCAAGGAUCAGAAAAAUGUUAUCUUGAAUUAUCUGAAUGGGGCAGGAGCUGGCAGGGCAGCCAUUCUAGAUGAUAAUACUAAAUACUUUUGUGUUGAUAUAAGGAAUGGUAGCCAUGUUACACAGAUGGUGCAGCCACAGUUUGAGUUUCUUAAAGUAACUAAGAAGAUGUUGGUGUUUGAACCUUCUAGUGAAAAUUACAGCCGGUCACUGUUCUGGCGGUUUUUGAAGAGAGGUACCAGCUUGCGGGAUGAGUCUCGGGAGGGGAAAGGUCUUGCAACUGGGGGUACUGGAUACGAAUUGUAUAAGUUAUAUGGAUGGAUGAAGGAACUGAUUCCUGCUUGUUCAAAAUAUCCUGCAAAUAACAGCACAGAAGGUUGCAUGGCCAGAGAUUGUCCAACUAACCCUGCAAAUAACUUAGCUUCUAGAACUGCUGACUGUUACUCUGAUUCAGUCGAAUCAAAAGAGGUAUCAUUGUGUGAUAAUGCAAGAGUAGUAACUAUAGGAAAAUCCAGCUCUGUAUCCUCUGACUAUUUCCUUGGGGCUCUCCAUGAUUUUAAUGCCAAUAGUAGUGCUUCAAGAGCUCUAAAUUAUGUUCUUUUCGCAGAUUAUCAUAUUAAUUGUUUAGCUCCAUGUAAGAGUACAUAUAAACAUUUUGAAAAUGACAUUGGUGAUUUUGAUGCACCUAAAAAUGCAAGAGAACAACCACAAAAUCUGGUCGCUCAGGGCAGAACUGGAAUACACAUUCAGUCAUCAGCAUGCGAAAGACCUCAGUAUGCCUUAGCUAAGCAAGAGCAUGCUUUUGCGGGUGCAUUUGCUGGUAUUUUUGUUAGCCUUUCUCUGCAUCCUAUAGAUACAGUAAAGACAAUCAUCCAAUCUUGCCCUGCAGAACAGAAGUCUAUCUCCUUCAUUGGAAGAUCAAUUGUUUCUGAAAGAGGCAUGACUGGGCUUUAUCGUGGAAUAGGUAGCAAUAUUGCAUCGUCAGCUCCAAUUUCUGCCAUUUACACUUUUACAUAUGAAUCAGUUAAAGGAUCUUUGCUUCCUCAGUUUCCCAAGGAACAUCAUUCUUUUGCCCAUUGCCUUGCAGGCGGUUGUGCAAGCAUUGCAACUUCCUUUGUUUUUACUCCCAGUGAACGUAUAAAGCAGCAGAUGCAAAUUGGUUCACACUAUAACAAUUGCUGGAGUGCACUGGUUGGAAUAAUUGGAAAAGGUGGUUUCCACUCGUUGUAUGCAGGUUGGGGAGCUGUACUCUGUCGGAACAUUCCACAGUCAGUGAUCAAGUUUUACACAUAUGAAAGCUUGAAGCAGUUGGUGCUGUCAUCUCAAAAUUCCAGUGCUCAACCCAAUACAUUACAAACGCUAGUUUGUGGAGGAUUAGCAGGAUCUACUGCAGCCUUAUUUACAACUCCUUUUGAUGUGGUGAAGACAAGAUUGCAGACACAGAUUCCUGGAUCCAUGAGCCCAUAUGUAAACGUAUUUCAUGCACUUCAAGAAAUAGGCAAGAAUGAAGGUUUGAAGGGCCUCUAUAGGGGAUUAACUCCGAGAUUGGUUAUGUACAUGUCUCAAGGAGCAGUAUUCUUUGCAUCAUAUGAAUUUUUGAAAAGAUUAUUUUCUUUGGAGAUGCCACAGUUUAGUGCUUAAAGUAUUCAGUACAAAGAAAGGAUUGAAAAUGAUUCAGCAUCGUUGCCAAUAGCAUCAUAAUCACAAUGUUGGCACCCCGACAUCAAGAUGGUCAGGAUUAUUUGUGAACAAGUGUGUUCAUUUGAAGAAUAAAGAAAGGGGAUAUCUCGUGGA